Molecule: messenger RNA, 1392 nt
Organism: Besnoitia besnoiti
Lineage: Eukaryota; Apicomplexa; Conoidasida; Eucoccidiorida; Sarcocystidae
Product: TIP49 family protein
Exons: 7
Coding region: 1-1392 (463 amino acids)
Biological process (GO): box C/D snoRNP assembly; chromatin remodeling; regulation of transcription by RNA polymerase II
Cellular component (GO): R2TP complex; NuA4 histone acetyltransferase complex; Swr1 complex
Molecular function (GO): DNA helicase activity; ATP binding; ATP hydrolysis activity
Source: RefSeq, a predicted model, not a curated record
AUGAGAAUCGAAGAGGUGGCUUCGACGAAGCACGCCCACCGAGUGGCUUCGCACAGCCACAUCAAGGGCCUCGGGCUGAACGAAGAUGGGUCCGCAAAAGAAAUCUUCAUGGGGAUGGUCGGGCAGGAGAAAGCCAGAGAAGCCGCGGGCUACGUCGUUGAGCUCAUCCGGUGCAAACGCAUGGCUGGCAAGGCCCUCCUUCUGGCUGGACCGCCUGGGACAGGCAAGACAGCCAUUGCUAUGGCUAUUGCGCAGGAGCUCGGCCCUAAGGUUCCCUUUUGUCCCAUGGUUGCCUCGGAGGUUUACUCCGCCGAGGUGAAGAAAACAGAGAUCCUCAUGGAGAAUUUCCGCCGCGCUAUUGGCAUCAAAAUCAAGGAGAUGAAAGAAGUAUACGAAGGCCAAGUUGUUGACUUGGUUGAUGAACCUUCUGAGAGCGCCUUGCACGAUGAGACCGACGAGAAGUCGAAGACGACCACCCGUCCCAUUAAAAUCACUCUGAAGACGCAGAAGGGAUCUAAAACUCUUCGUCUCGCGCCACAGAUAAACGAAGGCAUAAAACAGCAGCAGAUCCACGUAGGAGACGUGAUCUACAUUGAGGCUUCGACGGGCAACGUGAAGCGCGUCGGGCGCUCAGAUGAGUUUGCUACGGAAUUCGACCUCGACGCCGAUGAAUACGUCCCGAUUCCUCGCGGCGACGUCCACAAGAAGAAGGAAGUUGUGCAGGAUGUGACUCUGCACGACCUCGAUGCGGCGAACGCGCGGCCCCAAGGCGGCAACGACUUCGCCUCGCUCCUCGGGCAGCUCGCCAAGCCCCGAAAAACGGAAAUUACAGAAAAACUUAGAAUGGAAAUCAACAAAGUGGUGAAUCGCUACAUCGACCAAGGCGUCGCUGAACUGGUGCCUGGCGUGCUGUUCAUAGAUGAAGUACACAUGCUUGACAUUGAGUGCUUCACGUACCUGAAUCGGGCGCUGGAGUCUUCGCUCACCCCAAUCGUGGUCUUCGCGACGAAUCGCGGAAUCUGCACAAUUCGAGGAACAGAGAUCCUCUCGGCUCACGGCAUUCCCGUCGACCUCCUCGAUCGCAUGCUCAUCGCCAGAACUCUGCCGUACAACCUCGAGGAGAUCAAGCACGUGAUUCGGAUUCGCGCGAAGAUUGAAAACUUGGAGAUGGAGGAGGAGGCCAUCUGUCUCUUGGGCGAGAUUGGCGAGCGGACGUCGCUCCGCUACGCGGUUCACCUGUUGACCCCCGCGUCGAUACUCGCAGAAACUGAGGCCGACGACGAGCAACCCGUCAUCAAACUGGACCACAUCGAGGCGGUCGACUUUCUCUUUCAAGAUGCGCGGUCCUCCGCGCGCCGUCUCGCCCAAGAAGCAGAUUGCUUCGUUCACUGA